GCGAAGAAGUCCAAGUGAGAACAAUAAAGAGAUGGAUAUAUGGAGUGACUCAUGCUGACGAGGAGGAAUAGAAAUCAGUGAAUGGUAAUCACUUUAACAGCAUCGGUGUAUAAGGACUAUUUCAUUUUAGCCUGGCAUGAUCGACAGUAUUGCUUUAGUGAUUUGAUUCGUUUAAAUGCCCGGAGGAUGAAGAGCUCAGAAACACUUCCAACCAUCUGAUCACUCUCGGGUUCUCGGUGAUGCAAUGAAGAUGGGCGCUAUAUUGGAAAGUCAGGCAGGUGCGGGCGGUUGAGCUGGUGUUGUGUACAGGAAGAAUGCACUUAUCCCAUGUUGGCACAAAGAAAAUCUGCUUUCUGCUCUCCCUGGCAUUCUUUGCCCUGCUGGUGCUCUUUAUACCCUCCUUACAACCUCUGCAGCGACAGGGGGAUCUGCCCCAACCCCGGCCCCAUGCCAAGCCUGCCAGAGUCGGAUGGACCCAUGACCUCCACAGGAAAUCUGUAUCAGCUGGACACCAUGGAAAUGAUAAUGCCAAGGAUGAUAGUUUCACCCACCCGCUUCCUCUUGGGGGCCGACCCAAAGACCCGCAGAGGGUGUUGGAGGGGGCCCCUGCACAUGCCGACCCCCCCAGGUCCCGUUCCAAAGACUCUUUGGACUCAAAAGACAUUUUUAUCGCCAUCAAGACAACCAGGAAAUAUCACAAGUCUAGACUGCAGCUCCUGUCCCAGACAUGGGUGUCCAAAGCAAAGGAACAGACGUUUAUCUUCACUGAUGGAGAGGAUAAGGAGCUCAGGCAGAGAGCAGGGCUCAACAUCAUCAAUACCAACUGCUCCGCAGCUCACACUCGCCAAGCCCUGUGCUGUAAGAUGUCUGUGGAAUAUGACAAGUUCAUCGAGUCACAGAAAAAGUGGUUCUGUCAUGUAGAUGAUGAUAACUACGUGAUCCUGCCCAGUUUGUUGGAGUUGCUCUCUUUCUACUCUCACACACAGGAUGUGUACUUGGGCAGACCCAGUUUGGACCAUCCCAUAGAGGCAGCUGAGAGAGUGAAGAGUGAUGGAUCGGUAUCUGUGAAGUUCUGGUUUGCCACUGGAGGAGCUGGCUUCUGCAUCAGCCGCGGUUUAGCACUCAAAAUGAGUCCUUGGGCAAGUCUUGGAAACUUCAUAACAACUGCAGAGAAGAUCCGUCUCCCUGACGACUGUACAAUCGGUUACAUUAUCGAGGCUCUUCUGGAGGUUCCUCUGACACACACGGGUCUGUUCCACUCGCACCUAGAGAAUCUGCAGAGACUUCCCACAGACAGCAUACUCAAACAGGUGACCCUCAGUUAUGGGGGAUUCGAGAACAGGAGAAAUGUGGUCAAUGUUGGGGGAGCUUUCUCAUUGUCUGAAGACCCUUCACGGUUUAAAACGGUUCACUGCCUGCUCUACCCAAACACUGAGUGGUGUCCACGCAAGAGUCAACACUGACUGGGAUACAAAUGCCUCUCAUCUUGUCUUAAAACUAUUUAUCCUACGAUGAUGCUCUGAAUGAUUGAGGUGGCUGUCUGUAUGAAAGGGCAGUUAACCACUGUUUCAUUCUUUUUUUUCUACAUGCACAGACUCAAGAGCUGUUGUUUAGCUGGUUAAUAAUAUCUUUGUUUUGUACUUUUAUAUGGUGAAACAUGGUGACUAAUUUAUUUAAUUAUUUUCCCCCAGAAAAGUAUGAAAAUUGCCAAGAGAUUGAUGUGUUUUGAGUCCCUGUUUUAACAGGGUUUUGAAAGGAUUGUGUUAUCUCUCAGAUUUACAGGGGGAUUUUUCAUUGAAAUGAUUCAAGCCACAUUUUUAUGGCUUUGACAUCUUUAUACUGUUGAGUCAUCUUUUUUUUGUGGGUCAUAAAAUUGCCCAAUUUUUGUGUGGAAGAUGAUCUCAUCAAUGUCUCUAAGGAAGAUAAAGACAGUAUUGAUGCUGUCACGGCCGGCUCGUAAGCCGCAACAAUAGGGGAGACUACACGUUGGAUAUCUUGCUCAAAGUAUAAUUUAUUAAAAAGGAAACAAGUAAUAAAAGAAUAACUGGUAAUAAAGGAGAAUAACACAAGUCUGGAUCGGGGAGAGGCACCAAUGGAACCCUCAGCACAGGUGAAUCCUGUCAGGACUAAUCAUUGGGCUCAUCAACUUCUUAAAUCGGCCACUACCAAUCUGCAAAACAAAAUUGAACACAAAAGAAAAACCAAUACAGCCCAAAAGUAACACCCUCCCCCAUAAAAAUAAGAGAUCCAAAAGAGACCUGCUUAAAAAAAACAGCCAAUCACGCCUUUGGAUAGCCCCAACCCGUACACCAUGCCAACUCUGGCCUUCAGCAACUACAGGCCCUGCAGAAGCAAAUUAAGAAGACAUGACAAGCAGGGUAGACAGUAGGGCAACCCAACAAGGGCGAUUACGAAGACGUAGGGCAAGAAGGCUCUAGAUAAGGCAUCAUCCAACAUGUUAUCAGAGCCUGUAAUGUGUCUUAUGUCCAGCGCAUAAGACUGUAGGAACAAACACCAUCGGGUAAGGCGUUGAUUUGUGCACCACAAAGAAUGUAAAUAUGUGAGGGGGUUAUGAUCAGUGUACACCACCAAUGGAACAACCACUGACUCAACAUAGACCUCAAAGUGUUGCAGGGCCCAAAUCAAAGCUAAUGUCUCCUUCUCAAUCUCAGAAUAGGUUAGCUGGUAAGAAGAUAACUUUUAUGAAAAGUAGCUCACCGAUCAACAUAUACCCUCACCAUUCUCCUGAAGUAGCACCGCUCCUGCACCCACGUUGCUGGCGUCCACACACAGCUUGAAAGGUUUAUCAAACGCUGGUGCUGCCAACACAGGGGCAGAAGUGAGAAGUGAUUUUGCUGCCUCAAAAGCUUGCUGACAGGCAGGAGUCCAGUUGAACGCAGACUUAUCCUUGAGCAAAUCAGUAAGAGAGUUCUCACAAAAACUACGAUAGUAGCCUAACAGUCCUAAAAAAUGCAUUAACUCUUUCUUUGUGGUAGGAGAGGGGUAGUGAUCAAUUGCGUCAACCUUGGCACGCACUGGUCGCACACACCCCGUCCAACCACCUUUCCGAGGUACGUCACUGUUGCCCUGGCAAACUCACUCUUGGUCAGGCUGACAGUGAGACGCACCUCCUCUAGGCAACUGAACAGUGCUGCGAUGCGACACAAGUGCUGCUCCCAGGAAUCACUAACAACGACAGCCUUUUCCAAAUAAACGGCCACUCCCUCCAACCCAAAAACAUCUCUGUUCUUUAAUCGCUGAAACGUAGAGGGGGCGUUGCGUAAACCAAUACUCAAUGUUAUACGAGAAUAAUCCCGCAGGUGUAAUAAAAUCAGAAAUAUCUCGAGCACGUGGUGUCAGAGGGACUUGCCAAUAGCCCUUCAGUAGAUCGAAUUUACUUAUAAAUUUAGCAGCCCCAACUUGGCCAACGCAAACCUCCAUUCAAGGGAGAGGGAAGGAGUCGGCUUGGAGUCAAUUUUUCAGCUUGUGUUCGGGUUAACUGUAAUGGUCCAUUUCGGUUGUUUGUGGAUGCCAGAAGACAGUAUGCACUCAGACUAGUUUUUGGCUUGCAGACAGACACGCUUUGCUGGAGUCAAGCAUACAGACCAAAAAAACAAAUCUUUUUCUUCCGUGCUAAUUUAACAUUUGCCAUUGAGGUUAUGCAUACUCUUAUUUUUUGGAUAACAAUAUUUCUUAAAUGUUUUCAUUAAAACACCAGUGAGUGUACUGAUAAGACACAUGGCCUUUCAGAGUCUUGUGAUCAGUGUUCGACAUAUUUUUGUUUCACGUGCUGUCCAAAUGUUUCCUUUGAUUUUUGCACAAACAUGUUCCUCACUGCAGGCCAGUGGUUUGCGUAAACAUACCAAAACUGCACUUUGGUUUUACUUUCCUCAACAAUGUCAAACGUUUUGUUCAUGUGAUGGCUUUUCUUUGCAACAUCUCUUAAACUGCCAAAUAUCUUCGGAGUUGACUGUUUGUCAAUGUGUUUUUUUUAGUUUGUGUUUUUUAUCCGAUUAAUUGAUAAUGUUAAUAAAUAUAUUUAUUAUGCAUGUACAGCGUAUGCAUGAUUCGUUUGAACAGUUACAACACAUCUAGUUGUUUAAAACAUUAGGAAAAUCUACCCAGUGUCUGUUUAGUCCAGUGUUCUUUGCCGAUGUAGUCAGUGAAAUAAUUUUUCUGAUGUUUUUCCAUCUUCAUGGAAAAGCAGCUGAUGUAUUGUUCUUUGAAUUAUUUUACUCUUCAAGAGACCACAGUGUUGAUGUUUUCAUUAAUUUCUCUUUUCUGUGCAUGUACUGUAACAGCCCAGAAUCAAAAUGAAGUAACUCAGAUGUUGCAUAUGACAUUGUUUACCCAACUUAUUUGCACAAAAAAUAAUGUAGGCAUUUGAAUAGGCUUAGCUUUUCAUGCAUUUGUAAAGCAUUCAAAAUUGCAACAUGGAAGGACUCUUAAAAGAGCUGUUUAUUCUUUACUAACAUUGCCAAUCACACGUUAUUUGGUCUCAUUUCCAAAUUACAAUGAUAAAAUCAUCAUUCUUUGGGAAACGUCCCUGGUUUCAUAAGACGCAAAUGAAGUAAUAAAGUAAAUAUUCGAAAGGAAACCAAGCUGAGCUCUUGGACUUGUUAGUCAUAAAUUAUAUGCAAACUUUCUUCUGUGGAGUCUAGAGAAAGCAUAUUUCCCCUCAAUAUACUCGCCAUAAUUUAAUUAUCUCCAACUAUAACUCUGUAAUUAUGAUGAUGAAUAAAUAACUGUCUUCUAACAAACAAUUUAUUAAUGCUUUGGUAUGAAUAACAAACUUCAUUAAUGUAAUAAACAGAUA
Messenger RNA from Myxocyprinus asiaticus (Chinese sucker), 4816 nucleotides. Its product is annotated as beta-1,3-N-acetylglucosaminyltransferase radical fringe-like. Lineage: Eukaryota; Metazoa; Chordata; Actinopteri; Cypriniformes; Catostomidae. The record is from RefSeq and is a predicted model, not a curated record. The transcript has 9 exons. Bases 315 to 1463 code for a protein of 382 amino acids. Gene Ontology annotation, cellular component: Golgi membrane. Gene Ontology annotation, biological process: regulation of Notch signaling pathway; pattern specification process. Gene Ontology annotation, molecular function: O-fucosylpeptide 3-beta-N-acetylglucosaminyltransferase activity.